Cucurbita moschata (crookneck pumpkin) is the source of this 2733-nucleotide messenger RNA. Its product is annotated as G-type lectin S-receptor-like serine/threonine-protein kinase At5g35370. NCBI's taxonomy places the organism in Eukaryota, Viridiplantae, Streptophyta, Magnoliopsida, Cucurbitales, Cucurbitaceae. Gene Ontology annotation, molecular function: protein serine/threonine kinase activity; ATP binding. Gene Ontology annotation, biological process: protein phosphorylation. The record is from RefSeq and is a predicted model, not a curated record. The transcript has a single exon. The coding region runs from base 45 to 2603 and encodes 852 amino acids.
CAUCUGUUCUCCCUCCUUCAAAUCAAAGCAAAGCAAAGCACUGCAUGGGAUUUGCUCCAUUCCUUGCCUUCUCCCUUCUCUUCCCUUUCUUCACCUUCCUCUCUUCCGCCCCUUUAGCCUUUCACGCCGUUUACCCCAAUUUCACAGCCUCCAAUUUCAAGUUCAUAGACGACUCCGGCACCUUCUUAGCUUCUCUCAACAACACUUUCACUGCCUCAAUCACCAAUUCUAAAUCCGACUCCUCUAACUACUUCUUCCUCAUCACCCAUGUCGUUUCCGACACCAUCAUUUGGUCCGCCAAUCCCUACAAUCCCGUUUCCAUUUCCAGCCCUCUCACUCUCUCCCCCGCCGGCCUCUCCCUCUCCGACGACGACUCCGGCGCCCUCGUCUGGUCCACUCCGCCUCUUCCCUCCCCUGUCGCCGCCAUGCACCUCCUCGACUCCGGCAACCUCCUCCUUCUAGACCACGCCAAUGUUACCCUCUGGCAGAGCUUUGAUGUUCCAACUGACACCAUCCUUGUCGGACAGCGCCUUCCAGUUCGAAAUCCCCUGUUUCCGGCUACCACUGAGGACGACGACAUGUCGUUUCGGCUUCUCCUUACUGAUGACGAUUUGUUGCUGCAGUGGAAUCAGUUGACUUUCUGGAAAUUGUCCAUGGAUUUGAAGGCCUUUAGACAUUCUUACUCUCCGGUUUCCUUCUUGGCCAUUAAUGGCUCUGGGUUUUAUCUCUUUGCAUCAGAUGGAUCAACGGUUGUGAUGCAUCUCAGCUUGAAUUCCAAUUUGGGGGAGCUUUUUAGAUUUGGGAGACUUGGGUUUGAUGGGAGAUUCAAAAUCACGAGCUUUGUGAAUGGGGGUUUUGUCGAUGAAUUUGUGGGUCCGUCGGAGAAUUGUCAACUUCCGACACCUUGCGGGAAGUUAGGGCUCUGUUCUUCUGGAACAUGUUCUUGUCCUCCCAGUUUCACAGGAGAUUCACAGAACAAAAACGGUUGUGUCCCUGCUGAUUCAUCCGUUUCUCUUGCUUCUCCUUGUGGUAAUGUUAGUAAGGCCAAUGUUGCAGGGGAGUUGAAUUCGAGCUUUUCGUAUUUGAGACUAACUGAUGGUGUUGAUUAUUUUGCUAAUAACUUCAUGGAACCUGAAAAUCAUGGUGGUGACUUGCAAUCCUGUAAGGAUUUGUGCUCCAGGAAUUGUUCAUGUUUGGGGAUUUUUUAUGAAGAUUCUUCCUCUUCUUGUUUUCUUAUUUGGGACAAGAUUGGUUCCGUUAUGUCUGCUAAGAGAAGUCGUGUCGGAUACAUAAAAACUCUCCAAAUGACUCCCAUUUCUGAAGGAAAGAGUCGGAAAAGGAUUCCACUGGUGGGUCUGAUAUUGAUUCCUUCAUCAGCAAUCUUUCUUGUGAUUGCAAUUGGUGUCCUACUCUGUUUUCGAAGAUUGAGGGUGUUGGCGACACUGCAGCGGUCGGAGUCUUCUUCGUCGAUGGAACUGGAUAUGACGUUGAUUCCGGGGUUACCAGUCCGGUACGGCUACGACGAGAUUGUGACUGCAACUGACAAUUUCAAAACCCAAAUAGGGAGUGGCGGGUUUGGUACGGUUUUCAAAGGAACUCUUCCAGACAAAAGUGUUGUGGCAGUGAAGAAGAUAUCAAGCCAAGGAGCGCAGGGGAGGGUGAAUUUUUGUGCAGAGAUUGCUGUGAUUGGGAAUAUUCAUCAUGUAAAUUUGGUGAGAUUGAAAGGGUUUUGCGUGGAAGGGAGGCAAAAGCUUUUAGUUUUGGAGUAUAUGAAUAGAGGGUCGUUGGAUAAGGCUCUGUUUGGGGAUGGCCCUGUGUUGGAGUGGAGGGAAAGGUUAGAAAUAGCAUUGGGGACUGCUAGAGGGCUUGCUUACUUGCAUAGUGGGUGUGAUCACAAGAUCAUCCAUUGUGAUGUGAAGCCAGAGAACAUACUUUUGAGCCAGAGUUUGGGGGUCAAGAUCUCGGAUUUCGGCCUCUCCAAGCUUCUCACUCCAGAACAGUCAGGGCGGUUCACAACCUUAAGAGGAACUCGAGGAUAUCUGGCACCGGAGUGGCUGACGAGUUCGGCCAUCUCUGAUAAGACGGAUGUUUACAGCUAUGGCAUGGUGUUGUUGGAGAUUGUUAGGGGGAAGAAGAACUGCUCCUUUGAGGAGAAGGAUGGGGAAUACUUCCCUUUGGUUGCUUUGGAAAUGCAUAUGAUGGGUGGAAGGUACUUGGAGUUGGCGGACCCGAGGUUGGAAGGGAGGGUGAGGGGUGAGGAGGUUGAGAUGCUUGUACGAGUGGGGCUAUGCUGUGUGCAUGAGGACCCGGCUCUGAGGCCAACUAUGGCCAAUGUUGUGGGGAUGUUGGAAGGAGGGGUGGCGGUGGCGGUGGCUAACGCUAACCCAAUUCUAGAGUCUCUCAACUUCUUAUACCUAUAUGGCAGCAAAUUCAGUGAGCCCUCAAACCUGACUCCCCAAAAUCAAUCUGCGUUGUGGAGAGCAUUGGUGUCAGCCACAACAACAACAACACAGCCUCAUCCUAUUCUUGGCAACCACAAGAGUAAUAGCCAUCGUACUGCUUCCUCUCACCUUUCGUCCCACCAACUUUCUGGUCCCCGAUAAAGAUGGCAACAGCGUAGCGUCUUAGAUUCACCCUUUGUGUAUGUCUUUCUUUCCUAUCAUAUUUUGUCAACAUAUGCAACAUAUAUGUCUUUCUUUCCUAUCAUAUUUUGUCAUAUGGGUCACUUGAAAA